UUAAAAUAACGGAGGGAACUUGAGUUGUUUUGAUUGGUUUGUUUGAAAAGAUUUGGAGGGGGAAAGUAGAAUAUAAGGAGGCUGCCUUAAGCAGAGUUUUAGUGCAAGUUAGAGAGCUGAAGAGAGUUCAAGUGAGGGAGUUCAAGGAGUGCAAGUUACUGUCACAGUCAGAGAGAAUGGGAGCUGGUGCUGGAAAGAGAGCUGAGAAGUCACUGGGAGCGUUGUGACUUGCUGGAGGACCAAAUCACUCCUAAAGCAGCUGAAGGGAGAGCCUGGGAUUGAUCCUCAGAACUGGGAAGGAAGAGCAGAACCUGAGACUGAGCAAGGGAAAAGCCAGGCUUGCUGCAGAAGCUGACUAGGGGUUGUUGCAAGAGGACUCAUGGAGAGGACUCUGAGUUGGGGCCCAGUAUGCAGAUACCAAGAACUGGAACAUCCUGUCUUUCCUGUUUGCCAUUCAGGAGAUCAAUCGGAAUCCCAGGCUCUUACCCAACGUCACCCUGGGCUACACCAUCUAUGACAACUAUCUCAAUGCAAGAGCUAUCUAUGAUGCCUUGGUAGACCUGGUCUCCACUGGGCAGGUGAAUGUUCCCAACUACAAGUGUGGAAGAUGGAGUAUGCCCUUGGUUGUUCUUGAAGGGGAUGAAUCUGAAAACUCCAUCCAUAUUGCAACCAUGGUGGGCAUCUACAAAAUCCCACAGGAUCGAACUUGGAAAUCCCAAGAGCUGUUCAUAAAAUCAGAUGCAAGUUCGUCUCUCAAUCAUCGUGUAAUAAAAGCAAGUCUGAAUCAAUCCCAGCCAUUUUGGCUGAGAUUAGAAGCUCUCUGUUAGAGCCAAGAAUGGAAGCAGCUCUCUGCUUCGCCUCCCUCUCUGCCUUUCCUUCCUUCUCCAUUCUUCUCCUUUCUUCUGACGGUUCCUGUUCCUCUAUUUCUCUGUCAGAGUGACCAGCAGCCUCCUAAUACCACCAACCUUUCCUUUAUUCGACUUUUCGUCCAGGUUCCCUGCAAAACUUUUCCACAGCAAAACUUUUUUCACAGCAAAACUUUUUUAAAAAGAGGUAGAGGGGAACUUCAGAAGCAAUAACAGUUCCAUAGCUGGCACAUUCAUGGGACUUUCCUACUUGAGUCAGAUGUUAUUUUGCAGGGCAAAAAGAGGAAGGCAAAUGUUUUUACAUGCACAUCUGUGAGGGUGUCUGCCUGUGCCCCAUCCCCUCAGGGGAAUAUCUUACAGCACUCACAUGGAGUCUCCCAUUCAAAUGCAAAUCAGGGUAAAGCCUGCUUAGAAAAGGGGCAAUCCAUGCUUGCUACUAACAAGCAGAAGGUUGCCGGUUCAAAUUCCCCUGGUACUAUAUCGGGCAGCAGUGAUAUAGGAAGAUGCUGAAAGGCAUCAUCUCACACUGCGCAGGAGAAGGCAAUGGUCAACCCUUCCUGUAUUCUACCAAAGAAAACCACAGGGCUCUGUGGGCGCCAGGAGUCGAAAUCGACUCGACGACACACUUUACCUUUAAGCUGUUUAGGGCUUUAAACAAUAGCAUUGCAACUUUCUCCCAAUAUCCACCCCCACUCAACAUUAAAGACUCCACAUUUAAAUUUGGCUUUAUUAUUCUAGAACUUUCUGUGAAUGCGGCUGUCUAGAAUUCCAUUACUGGCUAGAUUACCACAUAUGAAAGGAAGGUCAUUUAACUGAGCUUCCAAGAAAUUACAGCUAACGUCCAUAUAAAAUUCAUCUUUGGGGGACUCAAAGACUGUCUGAAGAAUAUCUUCAACACAUUUCCCCUGAUAUCUGCAGAUAUUUAUCUCAGUUGUCUUUUUAGCACAUAGUGUAUUCCAGACCUGGGGAUCUGAUUUCUUCACCAAGUUCUGUUCCUGAUCCCCAACAUCUCUGGGUAGGGCUGACAAAGUUUCCUGCCUGGAGAGCUGCUGCCAGUUAGAGUAGACCUAAUUUCCAGUAGGGCUGGAAAAUGUACAGCUGUUCUUGGACUACAACUCCCAUCAUCCCCACCCAAGGGUGAUGAGACUUGUAGAGGACUUAAGUUGUGCAGCUGUGGAGCAGACAGUAUUCAAUCUGAUGGUCCAAUGGUCUGACUCAGUAGAUGGGACCUUCCUAUAUUUGUGUGCCAAUAGCAUUCUGAGUGUAGAUCCUUGAGGUCAGCAGUUUUGAAAUAUGGAAGCCACUAGCCAAUAAAUUCAAACAGUAGCUCAAAUACUAUGCAGCCAGAUACUGAUCUCAGCAAUAGGUGUAUUUGCUGUUGGAGAUGUGACUCCAUUGGCAUCAACCCUUAAUGCCAAUGACUCCCAGUGACCAUUGUGGACAUUAGGAGUAGAGAUAGAGAGUAUAGGAUUGUCCCCUUGUUCUCUGUAUUUCUGCUAUUGGUGGAAUGAUAUUCUUAGGACACUCCCUCCUUUGUUCUCUCUGUUCUAUCUUCUUCCUUCCACCAUGAGGUAGCUAGUACAGGGUGCAGGCCAUUCUAUCUAAGUUUGUAAAUUCUUCAGCUAAACCUUUAUUUGUUUUAGCUCUUAAGCAAUUGUCUCCAGAUCUCCUCUGUGAGGAGGAUCAGCAGCAUCUGGGGGGUCACUGUGUGAAACAGGAUGCUGGAAUAGACGGGCUUCCCUGGGCCUGAUCCAGCAGGGCUGUUCUUAGGUUCUCUGUUCUCAUCGAACUGAGGUUCUCUGCUAAAUAAGAGGUUAACUGAAAUUCUCUCAAAGAUUUGCUUCUUCUGAGCCCUGUAAACCUCACUGGUGUGGUGGUGAAGGUGGGGAGGCUCCGUGGCUACUAAGGUUAGUUAGUUAUUAGUUAGUUAUUCAAUUUCUAUACCGCCCUUCCAAAAAAAUGGCUCAGGGCAGUUUACACAGAGAAAUAAUAAAUAAAAAUAAGAUAGAACCCUGUCCCCAAAGGGCUCACAAUCUAAAAGAAACAUAAGAUAGGCACCAGCAACAGUCACUGGAAGUACUGUGCUGGGGGUCAAUAGGGCCAGUUACUCUCCCCCUGCUAAAUAAAGAGAAUCACCACAUUAAAAAGGUGCCUCUUAGCUAAGUUAGCAGGGGUAAGGAAUGCAUCACUGCACUUCUGUUGCUUCUCCCAUCAUUCUUCUUACCACGCAUGGAGCUCCUCUGCCUUUGCAAACCAUACCAGGGGAGUUUAAAGGGGCUUGGAAGAAGCAAUCAUGUUUGUGGCUUAGAUUGGCAGAUGACUGUCUAGUAUGGGAGCCUCUAAAACUUGACUACUGUAAUGCAUUCUGCAUAGGGCUGCCUUUGUACGUAGUCCAGAAACUACAGAAUGCAGCAGCCAGAUCGGUCUCCGGGACAACACAAAGGAACGACAUAACACCAAUUUUAAAAGAACUGCACUGGCUGCCGAUAUGUUUCUGGGCGAAAUACAAAGUGCUGGUUAUCCCCUAUAGAGCCCUUAAUGGCUUGGGCCCAGGCUUUUUAAGAGAACACCUUCUUUGUCAUGAAUCCUGCUGUUAUGAUCUUCUGGAGAGGUCCGGUUAAUGUUGCCACCAGCUUGUCUGGUGGAGACUCAGGGCCAGGCUUUCUCUGUGACUUCCCCAGGGCUUUGGAAUCUGUACCCUGCUGAAAUAAGAGCCUCAGCUUCUCUGCUUAUUUUCAGGAAGACCCUGAAGACUCACCUGUUCUUGAAGGCUUUAAAUUAGAAUUAAUUUUAAUAAGGUUUUAAUAACUGUUUUAUGCUAUUAUUUUAUUGUGUUUUGUGGAUUUUAAUCUGUGACUUUUAUAUAGUGUUAAAUUUUGUACACUGUGUAGAGAUGCACAUAUCAGGCGGUAUAUGAUAGAUAGAUAGAAAAAAACGCCCUUCUUGCUGGUUUCCCUCUCAAGGCUCCUUCCAAUAUACCAGUCUCUCUCCAUCAUAAUGGUAGGCACUCUGUAUUAUUAAUAAUUUUAAGUUAACAAAUGUCUCAUGAUCUUUGUCCAGAAAGCUUGACAAAAUGACAAUCUUUUCCCUUCCUUACUAGGUCAGUUAUGGUUUUGUUUCUCACCUUAUUAGUGAUAAAACUCAGUUCCCUUUUUUCUACCGGAUGGUCCCCAAGGAAGAACCCCUUUACCUGGGGAUUGUGAAACUGCUCCUGCACUUCAAGUGGACGUGGAUCGGGCUCAUUGUUCCAGACACUGGCAAUGGGGGAAGGUUCUUGAGGAUAUUCACCUCUCUGCUCACAAAGAGCAGCAUUUGUGUUGCUUUCUUACACAGCAUCCCAACAGGGAUGAAAUUUUAUUAUAAUCACCGUUUCAAGAUUGAUUCAUUUCUCAAGUGGCAUGAAGUCAAUGUCUAUGUUUACUAUGGAGACACAAGAUACUUCAUUGAUGGAAUAUUAAUCAAAGGAAUAUAUGACCAGCAUGUGCCUUCCACUGUGGGGAAAAUCUGGAUCAUAACAGCUUUAUGGGACAUGUAUUUGACGGCAAUAUGCAAUCAUUUACCUUCCCAACACAUCCAUGGGAUAUUUUCCUUCUUUAUCCAGACAAACAAAAGGAUCAAAUAUGUUGAUCUGGAAACAUUUCUUAAUGAAAUGAGUGCCUUUAGGGAGAUGAUGUUUCCUUGUUUUUAUUCAAAGCACACAUUGUCUGUGAAGGGCUGGACAAGAUGCAGAGAGAAGGAGAAGAUGGAGUCCUUUCCACAAGAGCUGGUUGGAAAAGCUCUGUCUCUAGACAGCUACAACAUUUACAGUGCUGUCCAGGCUGUGGCACACAUCUUACAUGCUGCAUAUUCAUCUAGAUCUAAGAGAACGACAAUAGCGGGAGGAGACCUUCAAAAGCUGCAGCCAUGGCAGGGGAAGCAAGUAUAUCUAAUGACGUGAGCUCUAGCAACCCCAAAUGCUCAAGAAGCAACAAGAGAUUUAGGAAUGGACACAGAGUUUUGUGACUCACACAAAGCCGCUAUGAGUCUGGAAGAGCUUCACCCUUUUCUGAGAAACUUCAGGUUUUAUGAGAAUUCCACAGUUGGGGUGUAUCUAGAUGAGAACAGUGACCUGGCAGCCGAUUUUGAUAUUCUGAGCUAUUUGGUGUUUCCCAAUGAUUCCGUUGUUGUAACAAAAAUUGGAAAUCUAAAAAGAACGGAAACCCCAGAGCUAAAGUUCACCAUUGAGCAGGAGGACAUCAUGUGGCCCAGAUGGCUUAACCAGACCCUCCCUCAUUCCAGAUGUACCAAAAGCUGCCCACCUGGGUACGCCAAGGAGGUUCAGGAAGGGAAGCCCAUUUGCUGCUAUGGUUGUUCUCCAUGCAUGGAAGGGACCAUCUCCACCCAGGAAGAUGCAGACAAUUGCAGGAAGUGUCCGGAUGAUCAAUACCCAAACAAAGGCAAAGAUCUAUGUAUCCCCAAAAUUUUCACCUUCUUGUCCUAUGAAGAACCUUUGGGGAUCAUCCUAAUUUCCUUUGUGCUUUACUUGUUCCUAACCACAGUUUUUGUGAUAGGAAUCUUCAUUAAAUAUCGAGAAACUCCCAUGGUCAAAGCCAACAACCGGGAUCUCACCGACAUUCUCCUCAUUUCCCUCCUGCUUUCCUUCUUAUCCUCCUUUCUGUUCAUUGGACAGCCUCAGAAGAUGACCUGCCUUCUCCAACAAACUGCCUCCAGAAUCAUCUUCUCAGUAGCCAUCUCUUCUGUGUUGGCCAAAACCAUCACUGUGGUGGUGGCAUUCAUGGCCACAAAGCCAGGGAACAGGAUGAGGAGAUGGCUGGGGAAGAGUUUGGCCAACUCCAUUGUAGUUUCCUGUUCCUGUGUUCAAGUUGGCAUCUGCAUCAUCUGGCUGGGGGUUUCUCCACCCUUCCCAGACUCCGACAUGCACUCCCAGCCUGGACAGAUUAUCCUGCAGUGCAACGAAGGGUCUGUUGCCAUGUUUUACGGUGCCCUUGGCUACAUGGGCUUCCUGGCUGCCAUCUGUUUCACGGUGGCUUUCCUAGCCAGGAAGCUGCCUGGGGCAUUCAAUGAAGCCAAGUUGAUCACCUUCAGCAUGUUGGUCUUUUGCAGUGUUUGGGUGUCCUUUAUUCCCACCUACCUGAGCACAAAGGGGAAAUACAUGGUGGCUGUGCAAAUCUUCUCUAUCUUGGCCUCCGGUGCUGGGUUGCUGGGCUGCAUCUUUCUUCCCAAAUGCUACAUUAUUAUCUUGUGUCCUGAUCUGAAUUCAAAGAAGCAUCUGAUGAUGAAAGUGAAUGGGGAAAUCUGAUCCUUAGUGUAGUGGCCAACACCCAGACUGAUGCUACAUUUGCACAAUAAGGUCCUACACCCUCAAGGAAAUCACAUAGUUGCAAAAAUCCCAUGUUGUACUCCUAUAGAAAUUCCUGCAACAUCAGACAAGAGUAUUGGGAUUUGUGAUUAGUUAGCAAUGUGCCAGGGAAGCUACCACUCCAGUUACUGUGGAGUUUAGUUGUUGCAGCUAUUUAAGGAAUGCUCAUGGAGUUAACUGUAGAUUCUAAACUAAAUUGAUUUAUUGGUGAAGUACAUUGAGAUAGGAAAAACCUAAUCCUAUCUAUCAGCGACAUAUAGUGGAUAGUUAGGGAGAAAGAGAUGUUUCUAUCUUCUCUCUUGGAGGAAAGGAAGUGGACUGACUCAUCACAGGAAGUACCUGAGGAGUCAAAGCAGGGGUCAUAGAGUAGAGGCAAGAAGGGACAGAUAAGGAGACCUUCACUAACUACCUCUGCUCCCAAUGCCCCUAGUGGUCAUUAGGAUAAUUGGUGCAAAAAGUCGAUGCAUAGGAACUCCGUCUCAAACAAAAAGAAGUGGUUUCCCAGCAAGAGAUGCAACAGAGGUUGUGUGUCUGGGUGGAACAAUUAUGUUUGCGCCCGUGCAACACUAGACUGAUCUGCAAGCUUCCUACAUUGCUAACUAGCUAGUGCAACAUCUGUGCACUUCUGCAAGGUGCUAAUCUGGAUUUAAAUUUUUGCAGUCUAUGUGCAGCAUGGCAGUAAAGGAAAAAAAUCUCAUUUCCUGAUGGGGCAGGACCAUAGCUCAGUGGUAGAGCACAUGCUUUACACACAGCAGGUCCUGUGUUCAAUCCCUGGCAGCCUCUCCAGGUAGGGCAGAGAAAGAUCCCUUUCUGAAACCAUGAAGUUGUUGCCCAUCCAUUGUAGGCAGUGGACCAAGGGACUCACUAAGGCAAUGUCCCAUAUUCAUAUAUGUUCAAUGUCCCUCCUAGUUGUCAGUAUAACAAUAUUGUCUUCUAUUAUUCACAUAUUUCACCACGGAAAUGAAUCAUGGCUGAUGAGGGUGAAUGCCUAGUGACUCUGCAAUGCAAAAACAAACAAUUUAUUUCAGGGAUUCGCAUCUGUCACUGGAUCACACUCUGCCUCUAACGAGGCUUUUUAAAAAUAUACUUAAUGUUCAUUAUUGGAAUUCCUGCAGAAAUUGCAACCUGUAGAAAUUAUUGGAAUUCCUCAUUUACUUCUUAAAGUCCAUUUUACUGCACUGUAGUGCUUCUGCAGUAGAAAUUGGU
Molecule: messenger RNA, 7431 nt
Organism: Hemicordylus capensis (graceful crag lizard)
Lineage: Eukaryota; Metazoa; Chordata; Lepidosauria; Squamata; Cordylidae
Product: vomeronasal type-2 receptor 26-like
Exons: 7
Coding region: 4849-6165 (438 amino acids)
Biological process (GO): G protein-coupled receptor signaling pathway
Cellular component (GO): membrane
Molecular function (GO): G protein-coupled receptor activity
Source: RefSeq, a predicted model, not a curated record